GAUUUAUUUAAUUCCUCCCUAGUCGGGCCUUCUGUCGUGGGUGGCUUUGCGCCCCACUGCAACCUUCCUGUGAUUCCUGCACACUUGGGGUUUAUUUUUAAACCGAGCCGGGUCGUUUUUGGUGCUGCUGCUUCCUUGAGUGUGCAGCGCUUCAGUUUGUGUGUGAGGAAGCUUUGUGGUGUGGGUUCAAAGGCUUCAGCGCCGAAGCACUUCCUCGUCCUCGGUUGCUCUCAUCACUUCGACCCAGAGCGAUCAGCCUGUGAGCGCGCUGACCAUGUGUCCUCUCUCUGGCUUCAUGUGAGCCUCCGGUCCGUCAGACGGCGACAGCAGGAAGUCUCUGGGAUGCUGGGGAGCUUCGGUGGGAUGUAAAAAAAAUCUGUUUACUUUGAAUCAGCUGAGUGAUGCCUCGAUCUUUUCUGGUGAAGCGCGGAGGGCUGCACCACCUUCGGGCCGCAGUGAGAUGCCCCAGUCCUGGUUCCACCCCGGUGGUGUUCGGCAAGCUAGAGAAAAACGUGGAGUCCUGGGACGCGUCCCUGGGGUACUCCGCAGCCAAAGAGCCAGAUGAAAAGCAAGCGUCUAUUCUAACCUCACAGGCCAACAUUUAUGUUUCCAGUUGCACCGAUGCAAACAUGCACCUUCUUCAGCAAUUCAGUCCCAAAUCCAACGGGUGUACCUUUAUCAAACAGGAGAAAGGGGGCGCUAUCCCUCCCGUAACAGGAGCAUGGCUGAGUUCUGCCGUGAGCUCAGAUUAUCCGGACAAACUGUCAGAGGACCUGGGACAUCUGACUCCACCACAGCACAUCGAGAGGGAGACGAGGAACAGCAGCUGCUCCAGGAUCAGUGCACUGAGGCAAGAGUGUCUGCUCUGUGGCAAAAUAUUUUCAUCUCUGUCAAGCCUGAAGACACAUAUAUGCAAAAGUCAUGGAAACAAAGCUGCCCACUUCAAGGCCAGCAGGGCUGAUAAUAAGAAGUCUUCACACAGGGGCAAGGAGAAGACCUUCGGCUGUGAGGUGUGUGGGAAAGUGUUCAAGCGUUCCUCCACUCUCUCCACCCACCUGCUCAUACAUUCGGACACACGGCCGUAUCCCUGUCAGUACUGCGGCAAGAGAUUCCACCAGAAGUCGGACAUGAAGAAACACACAUUCAUUCACACAGGGGAGAAACCUCAUGUUUGCCAGAUAUGCGGCAAAGCAUUCAGCCAGAGCUCCAACCUCAUCACGCACAGCCGAAAGCACAGGGACGACCGGCCCUAUCGCUGCACUCUCUGCCACUACAGCUUCCAGCACAAAGUGGACCUGGGGCAGCACCAGGAGCACCACUGCACCUACCGCUGACCUCUGACCUUUCUCCUUCGUCACACAAAACACUUUGAGGACAGACAUCCCUUCCGCCUGCUGUUCUGAUGACCAGGUCUCAUGUAUCUACAGACUUCGCUCAGCUGCAGUGCACCUCGUGUGUCUUUUGUGGUCUAAAACAUCAGAUGAAAAUAAAGACUGCUGCAGCUUUGGAUGGAGUUUGCUUGUUUGGCAACUGCUGCGCUCUGCACUAAACCUUUCAAAAAUAAAUACUUUUACAUUUCUGAGAUCUGAAUAUGUUUGGAGAGAUGUUUCUCAUGUUUAUUUACUGGACAAAGAGAAGAAAAGGCAAUAAAAGGUUAAGUUUCAAAACAUCUUAGCGUAAUUAGCUUAUUUUAUUUAAUUACGUUGGACAAGAGGAAUGUUUCGGGCCAUGGGAUCUGAGGAUUUAAUUUAUUUUACCGUUUUCAUAUAAGUUUAAUUUGUACGAAGCUAGAAAAAAUAAUUUUAUUUGUACUACAAAACCUCUGAAUACAGAUUUUAUUUUAUUUUUUUCAACUAUCAUCUGGGUCCUGAACACCUUUUUCAGAUGAAUACUCUGUCACUUAUGUUCUUUGUUGAAAAUGUUAUAUAUUUACUCUUCUGAAGGCAAUUAGUUUAUUCUAUUUAGUGUUACAAGAAUAAAUGUGUCUGAAUAUAUAUGCAACUUACAUUUUAUAGAUUUGCAUUUCUGAAAACCUGAAAAAUCAUCUAUUAUUUUACUUUCAUUUCAAAAUCAUGCUGUACUUUGUGUUUGUCGGAUAAAAAUUCAACAAAUGGAUUGAAUUUUGAGUUUCCACUUCCAUGCUAUACAGUAGCUCUAACUCAUAAAACAACAUUUCAUCAAAUUAAAACCAGACCUUGCUCCCCCAAAGUACAACUGUCUGUGUGCUUAGUUUAACUGCAUGCAUUUAAACUAAGUUUUAUGGAAAUAAUUUUGGCAUUAUGUGUACUCUGUUUUAUUCUAAUAGUUUCCUGUGUCCAUUUUUCUUCCUACCUCAGCUCAUUUCUUAGAUUCUCCGCAGCUGCUCUUCAUUUUGUUUAUUGUACUCACCAGUUUCCCAGGCCACAAUCGCAUAUCCACACUAUUUAAACUCCCAGGAUUCAUUCUGUCAUAAUCUUCUGUUUUAUUCCUGUCACCCUAAUUUCUGAGUUUCCUGUGAGUUUUGUAAGUUCGUCAUUAAAUUCACCUUCAUCAUC
This is a messenger RNA of Poecilia latipinna (sailfin molly), 2534 nucleotides long. RefSeq names its product zinc finger protein 98-like. Gene Ontology annotation, cellular component: nucleus. Bases 402 to 1334 code for a protein of 310 amino acids. Lineage: Eukaryota; Metazoa; Chordata; Actinopteri; Cyprinodontiformes; Poeciliidae. The record is from RefSeq and is a predicted model, not a curated record. Gene Ontology annotation, biological process: regulation of transcription by RNA polymerase II. Gene Ontology annotation, molecular function: DNA-binding transcription factor activity, RNA polymerase II-specific. The transcript is spliced from 6 exons.